AUGUAUAGCUCAUAUCAGUUAAAUGAUCUAGCUACUAGUGACCUUUUCGUGUUCCUUGUGAAUUUGAUCUUUGAUGAUGUAAUAUUAACUGCUUCUUUGACUGCUGCUUUCUAUCCACGUUCUCGUGAAAACUCUGCCUACUUCUCUAAACUCAAUGAUUUGUUAGUUCUGCACUUUCUUGGAGCUCAUGGUUAUGAAAGAUUGGUGACUCCUGCUGUUUUACGACAUAGGAUUGCUUUCUCUGGAGCAUCAGUGUUGUUCUAUUUAGAAACUUCUUUUCGCCAUGCCACCCAUAGAAGAGCUCAUAUAUUUGAGACACAUUAUGAUUCCAAGCAAAACGUUUUUCGUGAUGCAGAGGAGAGUCAUGUGAAGCUUAUUGGCGCAAUGGAUCCAGUAAAAGAGAGAGAGAAUUGUUUCUUUAGUUGCCUGGGAAACUUGCUAUUCGAUACACAAAAAAGUAGUAAAGUGCUACUAGCAUUGUGUAUUUUUGUGGUAUGUAUUGGAAUUGGAGUUUUUUUAAUGCAUUUUGUUGAGAAAAUUGGAUGGUUUGAUUCAUUUUAUUUUUCAUUUAUGGGAGUUACUAGUGUUGGUUAUGGUGCAAAGGUGUUUGAAUCAAUUGUUGGAAGAAUUUUUGGAUCAAUUUGGUUAGUUGUUUCUAUAAUUGUUGUUGUUAGAGUUUUUAUAUUGUUUGUUGAAGUUAGAGUUGAUGAAAGGCAAAGGAAAGUAGACAAAUGGGUGAUGGAACAAGAUAUGACAGUUGAUCAGUUUCAUGAUGGUUUUGUAAGUAAAUCAGAUUAUAUGAUAUACAAAUUGAAGGAAUUGGGAAAGUUCACAGAAAAGGAUAUAUUACUGAUUAACAAACAAUUUGAGAGAUUGGACACUGGUAAUUGUGGAAGAAUUACUCUUUCUAAUAUUAUAUAG
This is a messenger RNA of Solanum tuberosum (potato), 921 nucleotides long. Its product is annotated as two pore potassium channel c. The record is from RefSeq and is a predicted model, not a curated record. Gene Ontology annotation, molecular function: potassium ion leak channel activity; outward rectifier potassium channel activity. Gene Ontology annotation, biological process: stabilization of membrane potential; potassium ion transmembrane transport. NCBI's taxonomy places the organism in Eukaryota, Viridiplantae, Streptophyta, Magnoliopsida, Solanales, Solanaceae. Gene Ontology annotation, cellular component: plant-type vacuole membrane; plasma membrane.